AUGUCUCCAUCUGCUAUCUCCGAGCUUACGCAGAAGUGUCAGGACAUUGCCAUCACUCCUGCCAAAACCCUCCAUCUCAAGGGCCACGGCGAUGGGGAAGCCACUUCCAAUGGACUCGAGAAAUCGGAAUUUCUUCUAGGCCGUCACCUUCACAAAGCCUUUCCCAUGGUAACUGGCGGCAAGGGCAACUAUUUAUACCUCGCCGAUGGACGCACUGUCUUUGAUGCUUCAUCUGGUGCCGCUGUCUCGUGUCUUGGGUAUGGCAACGAGCGAGUGAUCGCAGCCAUCACAGAUCAGAUCAACACUGGUGUAUCAUAUCUCUGCUCUAGCUUUUGGGGGAAUUCCGUGGUGGAAGAGCUGUGCAAAGAACUUAUCAACGGAACUGGGGGGCAAAUGAGCCGGGUGUACUUGACAGGCUCGGGGUCCGAAGCAAUGGAAGCCGCUGUAAAGCUUGCUCGGCAAUACUUCUACGAGAGUGACAAGCAAACCCCGCGAGUGAACUUCAUCGCCCGCGAAACCUCUUACCACGGCAACACCAUUGGUGCCCUGGGAGUUUCUGGGCAUGUUGCUCGUAGAGCACCAUAUGAACCCUUCCUUAUGGACAAUAUUCAUCGCGUGUCAGCUUGCAACGCGUAUCGACAGCGCAAGAACGGCGAGUCCGAUGAAUCCUUCGUUGCUCGGAAAGCUGCAGAGCUGGAGGCCAAGUUCCAAGAGCUAGGUCCAGAGACAGUUAUUGGUUUCGUCUGUGAACCUGUAGUUGGUGCUGCUUUAGGUUGUGUUCCGUCUGUCCCAGGAUAUCUGAAAGCCAUGAGAGAAGUCUGCCAUAAGCAUGGUGCGCUCUUCAUUCUCGACGAAGUGAUGUGCGGUAUGGGACGGUGCGGCACUUUGCACGCCUGGCAACACGAAGAGGUGGUUCCGGACCUGCAAACACUUGGGAAAGGUCUUGGAGGUGGCUAUCAACCAAUCGCUGCUGUCUUAAUUUCGCCGAAGGUUGUCGAUGCAUUCAUGAAUGGAAGUGGUCAAUUUGUUCAUGGACAGACAUAUCAAGCAAUGCCUGUCCAAGCAGCCGCAGCGCUUGAGGUCCAGAGAAUCCAGCGGGAAGAGAACCUGAUGCAGAAUGCCAAAACCCAAGGAGAAUAUUUAGAGAAGUGCCUCAAAUCACUUUUGGGGGAUCAUCCGAACGUAGGUGAUAUUCGUGGUAGAGGGCUCUUUUGGGGACUGGAGUUUGUGAAGGAUAAGGAGACCAAGGAGCCUUUUGAUCCGAAGCUCGGUGUUGCUGAGAAGGUGCAUGAUACAGCUAUCUCCGCUCCGUUCAACAUGACAAUGUACCCAGGUACUGGCACGGUGGAUGGGUUUGCCGGGGACCAUAUUAUCCUCGCUCCAACAUACAUCGUCACCAAGGAGGACAUCGAGCGCAUUGCGAAAGUAACUCUGGAAGUCGUCAGCAAAGUCUUCGAGUCACCCGGAGUUGACUCUUGA
Messenger RNA from Lachnellula hyalina, 1479 nucleotides. Its product is annotated as putative aminotransferase. The record is from RefSeq and is a predicted model, not a curated record. Gene Ontology annotation, cellular component: cytosol. The coding region runs from base 1 to 1479 and encodes 492 amino acids. Gene Ontology annotation, molecular function: pyridoxal phosphate binding; transaminase activity. The transcript has 2 exons. NCBI's taxonomy places the organism in Eukaryota, Fungi, Ascomycota, Leotiomycetes, Helotiales, Lachnaceae.